Molecule: messenger RNA, 3090 nt
Organism: Ailuropoda melanoleuca (giant panda)
Lineage: Eukaryota; Metazoa; Chordata; Mammalia; Carnivora; Ursidae
Gene: PRR11
Product: proline rich 11
Exons: 11
Coding region: 133-1323 (396 amino acids)
Cellular component (GO): nucleus; cytoplasm
Source: RefSeq, a predicted model, not a curated record
GAGGAAGAAGCAGGCUCCCAGCGGAGGAGCCUGAUGUGGGGCUCUAUCCCAGAACACCAGGAUCACGCCCUGAGCUGAAGGCAGACGCUUAACCACUAAGCCACCCAGGCGCCCCCAGAAAUAGCCCUAUGAAUGCUCAAGGGUAAUGAAUUGAACUGGCGAGCUAAUUUCCCCGGAGCGGAAUCUUCCAGUCUUCUUCAAGGGGAAAUGAAAGAAAUCAUGCCGAAGUUCAAGCAACGAAGAAGAAAGCUAAAAGCCAAAGCAAAAAGAUUAUUCAAAAAAAAAGAAGCCUCUCACUUUCAGCCCAAGCUAAUCACACCUCCUCCACCACCCUCACCAGAAAGAGUGGUUAUUCCUUCAGCAGAUACAUCCCUUAGCAGAAGCUGGCUAAGACCAUCCUGGAACUUCAGAUUUCCCAAUAUCAAAGAUACCGUAAAACUUUGGACAAAUAGAGUGUGGUCUAUAUACAAUUGCUGCCAGAACUUCAUGGCCCAGAGUUUAGAAAUAUUGAAAGACACCAUCUUUCCAUCCCGUUUCUGCCACCGAGAACUUCACAGUCUAAAACAACGGUUUUGCAUUUUGGAAAGUGAAUUAUGCAAGCUCCAGGAAACACUGAAGACUGUCUCAGAAAAUUCUUCCUGCCCAAGUUGUGGUCAAACCUGUCACACAAGUGGUAAACUCACAGAUGUGCCUGCCGGUGUGCUAACCACGCCUGGAGACUCCCCACCUGUGCUUCCUCCCACACUGCCACAGCCCGCCGCCCAUCUUCCUCCUCUUCCUCCACCCCCACCACCGCCUCCCCCUCCCCCUCCUCCUUUGCCUCCCCCUCCCCGGCCUACAGCACCUGUGCUGCUCAGAAACUCAGAUCGCACUAAAGCACUUCAGACUGGACCAUUAAAAAAAGAUGGACCUAUGCAGAUAACAGUGGAAGAUCUACUGACUGUGAAAUUAAAGAAGACACAGUGUUUUGAUGAAAGGAAGAAGCUUGUACCAUCACCAAAGGCACAGCAUCCACUAGUUACUGUCUCUGACCUGCAGCGUGUCACCCUGAAGCCCAACUCCAAAGUGCUAUCAACUCGAGUUACAAAUGUCUUGAUUACCCCUGGUAAAAGCCAGAUUGAUCUGCGGAAACUACUUAGAAAAGUUGAUGUAGAGAGGAGCCCAGGUGGAACCCCACUUACCAAUAAAGAAAAUAUGGAAACAGGAACUGGGCUGACUCCAGUAAUGACCCGGGCCUUGAGGAGAAAGUUUCAGAUGGCUCACCCUAGAAGCCCAACUCAAACUCUGCCACUUUCUACAAGCAGCUUUGAUGAACAAAACUGAUGCCAACUCUGCCAGACACCCCAUGAUGAUCCAUAAAAUACAGAUAAAAUCACCCCAACCCUUUUUUUAAUGUAGUAGGGUAUGUAUAAAUUAUUAUACUAAUAUAUAAUUCCAUUUGAAGAAUUAAAGUAUGUGCAGAGCCCCCAUACAUACUGUGAUAUAAAGUGGGUACUUGGGUGUUUUUUAGUUUGCAUGAUCAAUAAGAGAAUAGAUGGAAAAAUGCAAUCCUCAAAGUGACGUUUAUCCUGGAAUUACCCAAUUUAGGUUGGAGAGGUUGUUCAAAUUUAACUAGAUAACAAACUUAUACUCAAUAGGCACAGUUUUGACAUUAAGAAAAUAACCUGAUUCCUUAAAAAAUAAAAUGAAAUAACCCGAUUCCUUUUCUCCUUGCGUGUUCUCAGGUAAUUAAAAAGAAAAGUAAAAGUAUUUCAGACUGUAAAGCUAAUACAUUCACUAAGUGCUACAGACGUGAUCAGUAAAAAAGAUCCUCUAGAUUUGAUUUCUGUUUACUGUAAACAGUUAAGAGGUAAGACCAUCCCCCGUCCCAACCCAAUCAAUUUCCAAAUGUUUUUGAAGGAAAAUGUCCAAUAUAACCUUAAAAAUUAGAAUGUACCAUUUCUAGCAGCUAGAAAUGAUAUUUAGGUAGUCAUAUCUGACUCGCCAAAGUCUGAGAUACUCCUUUCUUUGAUAUUUUCUGUCUGCAUUCAUGCAGCUAAUUAUGUUUUACAAUGAUCUCAACAUGAACCUUGUAUUUUCCACAGUGGCCUGCCAAGGAUUAUCUGAAGUCCAUGGCAGAUUCUCUGUGAGACCUAAUUCCUGUCCUCAUCAGCCUAUAGCUUCAGUAACAGUAAUAAUGAACACCUCACUGGAUUUUUGUUCUUUCCUGCCAGUCCACGGUUGCCAGAUUUAGCAAUUAUAAAUAUAUGAGAGCCAAAUUUGAAUUUCAGAUAAAAAAAUAACUUUUAAAUAUAAAUAUGUACUGUUAAACAAUGGAUAGGCUUGGUGUUUUUGGUUUUUUGUUUGUUUGUUUAGUAUUAGUAUGUCCCAAAUAUUGUAGGGAAGCUAUAUAUUUAUACUAAAAAAGUUUUUCAUUGUUUAUCUGAAAUUCAACUUUAACGGGGCAUCCUUUAUUGUACCUGGUCACCCUAUCGGUCAGUCCCCUACAAAGUUGCCAAGUAUUUCUGGGAGCCCCCAGCUUGUCAGACAUGUCUGUUUAGUGGUGCACACAAUUAUGGCUUCAGCCAGGAUCCCCAUUACUAAUGUGUUAUGUAUCACAGAGGAAGGGGAACUCUCAAUUGGGUGAGUUCCUGUGACUGAAGGUGCAGGAUUAGCUUUGAUCCCCUGCAGUUCCAAGAAUAAGGGUAGCAGCUGCUCAUGGAUAGGAAGCAAGGUGUUUCAGAUCUUCACUGGACUUCCUAGCCUGACAGGAAGCAGCUACACGGAUGAUAUCCUUGAAAUAUCAUCAUUUUAGCAUAGGCUACAAAAGAUAUUUUAGUCAUUUCCCAGAAAUGCCUAUGUUUCCACAGAUAAGUACUGCUUUGAGAUGCCAAAUAGAGUGCUGUGGAAAGUCACCAGACUGGAAAGCAGACCUAGGGACAAUGUUUUGUUCUUAUGAGACCCACAUUUAUGUUUACAAACACAUUUAUGAAUGAAAAUUAAACAGGUAAUAAAGUUAAGAAACAUACCUGCUGGGGUGCCUGGGUGGCUCAGCAGUUAAGCAUCUGCCUUCGGCUCAGGUCAUGAUCUCAGGGUCCUGGGAUCGAGCCC